UCCCGCCUGCUCGCGCUGCAGUUCAUGCGCGAGAGAAACCAACGGCUCACACGACACCAGUAACGAUCAAGCAGCGCUUUGCCCCCCAAAAAAAUCAAAACAGGAUGUCAGACUCGGAAGACUCGGAUCUGGAGGAACAAGCAGACGUGGUGCGACACCGAACCAAAAUCAUCUAUCAGAGCCAGUUCCCGUACAUUCACAUGGAGCCGCCCGACGUCAUAUAUGAGCGCUGGACCAAGAUAAAGCCCGAGGUGAAGAAGCACGUGGGUCAUCUGAUGCAUGUGUCUGUGUUUUGGUGGCAUAUCCUCCUGAGACAGCAGGACAAUCACCCCACCACCUUCUGGGCCGUGGAGAUGGGCUUUCUGGACUCAAACGUGUCGAAUGAUUUGAGUCUGAAGAGGCUUGAGAAGAUUGAGAUUCUGGAAAGCAUUCUGGAUGCCAUGGAGAGAGGCCUGUCUCACUCGGACAUGGAGACGAAAGCCCGAGCCGCGGUGUCCCUAAGCAGAUUGUUUUCCAUGGACGAGGAUUGUUUGCCUGAAGCCAUCGGCUGGCUGCGGCACUCUGGAGCUCCUGACGUCGGUAAGAAGCUGAUGGAUCUCGGAUCGGUGGAGAUUCGCUAUCGGACGCUCCGCUUUGUCUUCAUCGAGUAUUCACGUUAUCUUCAGGUGAUUUCAUGCAGUAAAAAGAAAGCCAUCGAGGAGCUGAAAUCAGAGCCGGACUCUUGGGCUUUAUCGAAAAGCGAAGAUAUGAAAAACAAAGGAAAUGAGCAUUUUCAGAAGAAGAAAUAUGAUGUGGCGUUGAAGUGGUACACCAAAGCCAUUAAAUACCACCCGAGCAACCACAUCCUGUACGGGAACAGAGCGCUCUGCUACAUUCGUGCGGAGAAAUAUCUGAAAGCACUUGGAGACGGAAAGAGAGCCAUUAUAUUACAGCCAGACUGGGCCAAGGGUCACUACCGCUUCUGUGACGCUCUGUUCUAUCUGGGGGAACAUCAGAAAGCUCUGACGGCCAACCUCCUGGCUCAGGACGCCUGCGGCACAGACACCGAGGGACAGAGAGACCUGCUGCAGCAGCACGAGCGCUUCCAGACGGAGCUGCAGGAGAGCAAAGAGAUGAAGACCAAGAAAACCGAAACGAAGAAAACUUCUUCUAAAAGCAGAUCACACGCGGCUAGCGAUUCUUCAGGUCAUCAGAAAUCCAGUCAUCAGCCGGAAGCGGCGUCUCAGUCUUCAGUCCUGGAGAGUUCGCAAUCUGAAAACUGGAAACACCAGGAAGACACUGCAGGGAAUUCAGGAGCUCGAGUGUUCGCUGAAGGAAGAGCUGACAGAGUCAAAGACAUAAAGAGUGAAAUGAGUCCACGAAAGACUAAGAAAGCCUCAUCCGCUGUCCCAGAGAAGCCGGCGGUCCGGAGCAAACACCCCCCUGUCCCGGAUGGACCGAGCCCUCCAGCGGAGGACGAGAGCGAGGCGGGGAGGAGGAAGCGCUUCUGUGCCGCCGUUCAGGAGGCUCACGUGGCUCUGAGCGACCAGCGCUGCCGGAACGCACAGCAGUCCUUCUCUGUGGCGCUCAGGAUCCUGGAGUCCAGCAGGACCUCGGAGCUGGGUUUGACGGAACUGGAUAAAUCUGUGCUGAUGUAUGGAUAUGCGACGGCCCUGCUGGAAAUCGGACAGCCUGAGGAACUGGCUGAAGCUGAGCGGUUGUUCACCAAAUUAGAGUCGUCAGAGAGGAAGUUUCAGUUACUGGUGCAUUAUGGGAUGGGCAGAGUUUACCUGAAGGAAAACAGAUUUACUAAAGCUCUGGAGUGCUUCACUAACGCACAGCUGAUGAUCCAGAGACACAUCACACCUGGAAAACUCACCUGGCCAACCACUAAAACUACAGUAGAGGAAACACAGCCGGCCUGUUUAAAGGAACAUCUGGAGGACUUCAUAGAGGUGUGUAAGUUUCCUCCUAAAGCGGACGCGGUCUGCCGGUAUCAGCACUGCCUCUCUCACACGGUGGAGAUCUACUUCAGUGAUCCAGACUUUAAGGGCUUCAUCCAGCUGACCUGCUGUCAGAGCUGCAGAGUCGAGUUUCAUAUGAGCUGCUGGAAGAAGCUCAAAACACUUUCAUUCUCUGAUAAGAACGACAAGGAUUUUCUAAAAGAUUCAUGUUUUACGCCAGACUGUGGAGGUCAGGUCUGUCACAUUGUAAUAUAUGACUCGACGGGGCUGAUAAAGUGUGAGUUUAAAACAUCUAUUCCUAAAAUCAGACCUGUUGGACGAUUGAGAAUCAAGCAGCAAUGUACAAGUAUUAAGAAGUUGAAGUCUAAAAAUGAACGAAAGCUUCGGCGGAAACAACACAAGUUGGCGACACGUUCUGCCUGUCAAGAGAGAAAGGAAGUAUCGGCUGCGGACGUCCCUAAAGACCCGACGGCAGAGAGAGAGCCACCCAGAGACUGUAUUGAUAUGGACCGUGUUUUACAUCAAAUUCAUGAUAACAAAGGACUUUUUAAAGAAGAGUCGGUGAAUAUUUCUUGCUUUUUGGUGCAUCUGCGGCCGUGGCUGGAUUUAUUUGAGAGUAAAGGACAUGAGAGCGUGUUAAACAGCCGUAGAGACCCUGGACCUCUGUGGGAGCUGGUGGAUCUUCUGCUGGAGUCCAGAAACCGGGUCUGGGCUCGAGUCUUCAUCGAAACGCUUGGCCUGACGCUUCAUAUCAAACCCAAACUGCAGCAGUGGGCUCAGCAGCUCGAUAACGCUGGUCUGAAAGCCGCGGAGUCGUUCGUCAGUCGUUACAGCUCUCAUCUGGAGGAGUUGGACCUGAAGCCUCUGCUCACGUUCACACCGCUGCAGGAGACGCUCAUCGAGAAGUUCGGCACCGUUCCGGAGUUAUUUGACCGUGAUGGUUUAACUGUAAUGGAGUACUUAAGACAGGCUCCGGCUAAAGAAAAGCGUCUGUUUAUUUGGACUCUAGAGUCGAAUCGAGAGCGCUAUCACUCCUGUCACUCCAUUCUCGGUCAAUAUUUUGAAGACGAUGCUGUUUGUUUAGUCAUUAAAAAGACGGAUGAUGAUGAGCACAUGAGCUCAGUAUUUAAGAGUAAAAACAGGCAUCGCAAGAAGAAGCAGAAGGAGUUAAAGUCUGUUAUUGUGCUGUCUGGAAUGAGAGGUGGACAUCCAAGGGAUGAGGAUGAGGAAGAUGAGCUGUUCUCUGAGGAAGAUGCUUUGAUGUUCCUGAGCAGCAUGGAUCCGUUCAGCGUUCCCGAACACCUGCGAGGGCAGCUGGAGGAGUUUGAGGAGCAGUACGCCGGAUCAGCACACCGGAGCCACUACCAGAGAAUCCUGGACAAUAACCCCGACCCCACUAAAGAGAGUUUAUACGAUUAUUUCGCUCAGAUCCUGGAGGAGCAUGGGCCGCGGUGCGCCUCGGACCCGCUGAUGGUGGGCGAGCUGGAGAACUUUCCUCCGGAGGCGCAGCAGAAGAUCGCAGACGCUGGAGGACUUGAGUCCUUCCUGCUGGCGUCUCUGCGCUUCGUCAUGAUGGACGAGCUGAUCGGCCUGAUGAAGCACGCCGUGUGUCUGACAGACUCCCUGCCUCCGUCACACCUCAACCCCUCGGCUGAAGAGUUCUGGCCUCACGCAGACGCUCACCUCAGCCUUCCUGAUGAUGAUCCAGAGGAGUCUGCGUCGUCCGAUCCGUUCCUGCUCCUCCCCGACCCGUAUGCCUUCGAGUGUCCCGUCUCAGACUACGAGUAUCUGGCAGCAGAUGUGCUGGAGCGAGCACCGGCGUCUGAGCAGAGCGAGGACAAACACACAGCCGUGUGUGAGCAGGAUUUGGCAGAGCAUACAGAUGUCUCCAUUAACACAGAGCCAUACGUGUCCUUCGAGAGCAACAACGGCGACAUGCUUCAGAAAGAGAAGCAGAGGCUGCAGCUGUUGAAGGAGAUCCAGCAGAUGAAGGAGGACCAUGAAGCUGUGCAGCAGAGGAGGGCCGAGGAGAUCGCAGCGCUUCAGGAGGAAACCCAGAAGACCACUCUGAGGAUGCAGAUCGCCAGCACCGAGCUCAGCAUGUUCCAGCAGAAACUAGAGGAGGAGGUGAGGAAAGACCAGCAGGAGAAGAAGGAGAACCAGGAGACGCUCAAGACACUGAAGAUGGAGAUCAAACACCUGGCAAAUUUACAUGAAAGUUACACCAGAGACAUCAGUGUGAAGAAUAAAGAGUAUCAGGCAGAACUGGAACGAUUCCUGGAUGUCAGUAACCAGUGUGCGUCUGAGCGUCUGCAUCUGGAGGAGGAGAUCAAGCGCUUCAGAGACGCGUGUGUGAAGGCCCAGAGGAGAUCCAUGAUGGCUCAGCUGUGUGUCCUGCAGAGCAGACGUGAACACGCGCUGCGGCGGCUCUGGAUGAGUGUCUCUGAAGGGAAGAUGGUGGUCAAACACCUGACGGAGGCGUCGCUCAGUUUCCCCUCCGGUGCUCUGCUGUCAGCCAUAGACGACUGGAAGAAACACAUGUGCGACGCUGAAGACAAAAUCAACAGGAUGCAGAUGGAGUUUGAGGCUCAGAUGGAUCAGGUGAAGAGCGGCACCAGACUCUGUUCACUGCCUGAUAUCUGCGUUCCCAGCAUCCCCGCAGCACCCUCUCUACCGGCCAUGCUUCCUCCUCCGGUUCCUCAGCCGGCUCAGUUCUACGGGCCGUACGUGUCACUUCCUCCCGGCCGCACAGGACGCAGCACACCGACAGACAGACUUCCUGAAGGGCCCCCAGCGCCGCCACACCUCACUGUGUACGAGCGGAUCCUGGAGCGACUCCACAUGAUGUUCCCUCAUUACAACAGGCGGGUUCUGAGCAAGUUCAUCCAAGAGGUCCGUGUGUCCAGUGGAGGCGCUCUCAGCACGCUGACCUAUGAUGACGUCAUCAGCCGAGUGGCUCAGCUCAUCCUGGACCAUCAGGAGAACAUGCGUGAGCAGAUGAACCUCGCGGGUGGAGACGCUCUGGGUCACAUGACUCCUCCGUCUGACACCGCUGUCAGAGCCACCGGGCCGCCACUCACACACGUGUGGAAGAACGUGUCGGAGAAACAUCGCAACACGGCGCUGGCGCUGAACAUGGAGGAUCCGUGCAUCAUCUGUCACGAGGACAUGAGUCCAGAGGAAGUGUGUGUCCUGGAGUGCCGCCACAGCUUCCACAGAGAGUGUAUAAAGUCGUGGCUGAAGGAGCAGAGCACGUGUCCGACCUGUCGAGAACACGCGCUCUUACCGGAGGACUUUCCCAUGCUGCCCGGCAGACACCGCAGGAGCCACGCACCCGCCGCCGCCUUUAACUGACCUGCUGUAUGUUCAUCUGCACCAGUCUUAUCUUCAUAAUCACACACUCA
Molecule: messenger RNA, 5347 nt
Organism: Sinocyclocheilus anshuiensis
Lineage: Eukaryota; Metazoa; Chordata; Actinopteri; Cypriniformes; Cyprinidae
Gene: ttc3
Product: tetratricopeptide repeat domain 3
Exons: 46
Coding region: 105-5297 (1730 amino acids)
Molecular function (GO): protein binding
Source: RefSeq, a predicted model, not a curated record